Nematostella vectensis (starlet sea anemone) is the source of this 3635-nucleotide messenger RNA. RefSeq lists its product as uncharacterized. The record is from RefSeq and is a predicted model, not a curated record. The transcript is spliced from 4 exons. The coding region runs from base 2864 to 3556 and encodes 230 amino acids. NCBI's taxonomy places the organism in Eukaryota, Metazoa, Cnidaria, Anthozoa, Actiniaria, Edwardsiidae.
UCCGUACCUGAAAUGCGUACAGAUAAAAAAGCAGGAUGCUACUGUUAUUGUUUAAGUUUUUAUGCUUCAUAUGUUUUAACGCCCAUCUCUUCGUCGACGCCUUUUCACAACUUCGCAUUAUUUUCACUGCACCUGGUCGUAUUGUUUUAAAAUCCCACAAAGUUAGUUUCAAUAAAAUGAAAUAACACAUUUAACACCCUUUCUGCUUGCAACAAUUAUCAUUAUCUUAACACUUAACAAGAUGAAAGAGAAAUCAAACAGUUUUUUUACUAAACGGCAUUUGGUAACGUCUACGUUUUAAUAGCUUAAUGGUUUACCCCACUCUUUUUUGUUUUAUAAGAACGUACCUUUUCUCUCAGAACGUUUUGUCUGAGAUUCCGCCAAAUUCUAAGAACUUGUUAAAAAGAUGUUGACGCCGAAAUAGCAACAUUUUUUUCCAUUAGAGUGAUCGUUCUACAAAGGAAGAAAAUCUUUUUUAGCUACUUAAAACACAAACUGUUAAAUACUACUGGUAUGUAUAUUUAGACUGCAAUGUCACUGGAGAAAAUCCAUAGAAAGUUUUCAGCAAAUACCCCCCCCCCCCCCAAAAAAAAAAAAAAAAAAAAGGCUUACCUUCAACUGAAAAUUAGACGUUCUUAUAAAAAAAAAAGAGUGUACUAUAUUACAAGCCGUGAGGCGCCGAUAAAAAUACUGUCUGAUAGCUUCUCUAAACAGCUAAAAAACAAUCACAUAAUGGUAUAAUAUACAAAGGUCAAUAUUAAGUUUUGAUCUAAUUGGGAAGUCACCGUUAACUUUCAAAGCAAGAGGUCCUUGUGCCUUAUCUUGCAUUUGAUCAAAAAGAAAAAAAAAACACUUUGUGAAAUAAUUCGGUAUGGAAGAUCCUAACGUCCUUUUAGAAUUGAUAACUGAGUAUAUAGAGGACGAUACGAAAGCAGAGAGACCAGAAGAUGAAAGAGUAGCUGGCAAAAUAUCGCGUGAUCAAUCAGAGGAAGAGCUGAAGUACUUCGAGGAUGAAGAUGCUAUUCCCCGCCUCUUGUUUCCAUUGCUUGAGCUUCAGGAUAAUGCCAGAGCAGCAAAAGACUUUGAGGAUCUCAAAUCUGCAGGUAAACUUAUUCUUAGUAAGCUUUAUAUUUAAAUGUCUUCUUAUUUUGUGAGAAAUGGGCAACAAACUCUGAAAUUCUCCAAAAAAAAAAUAUAAACCCAUUUAAUUUCCGCCUCUUUGUUAAUGAAUCACAAUAUUAAGUAUAUCGCUCAUAGUUUUUCUUCCAGGUUAGCCUAAACAGGUUCUUGUUCAACGGGUACUAUUCAAAAUUUUAGGCUACUUAGGUUCUAAAUAGGUUCUAAAUUUAAAAGAAAACUCAAUAUACUAAUGACUAAAAUACCGGCCCGGCCUCUUCUCAUCAUUUCUGUGUGACCAAAGGGUUCUUUUAUUAUAAGAAUCUGUUUCAAAUUUGAGGCUAAAUAGGUUCUUAUUUAACGGGGCCAAAAUUUGUAUUUUUAGGCUAACAGUUUCUUAGGUUCUUAUAAGCGAGUAAGUACAAUAAUUAAUCACUUGAAGCCAGAUUGAAUAACUACAACCUUUGUUUCCUUGGCCAUUGUAUGAUGAUAUUGGAGGUCAGCUAUUUUGUUUAAAAAAUAAAUAUAAGUAUAUAAUGUUUAUAGGUAUAACGGUGGUAUAAAUAGGUUCAAGCAUUGCCCACCCCCUCCCCCUAAAUAUUUCGAGUCACGCUAAUUCCUUACAGUGUAAAAGUUCAACUUCGAAAUACCUUUUGCGAGUAGUAAAGACAGGUGUCCAGCAUAGGCCUCGGUUUGGCAAGAACAAACUGUUUUGAAAUGAAUUUCGGAAAAAAAGUUUAUUACAGGAAAUAUCUCAUGACAAUAAAAAAAAUUGACAGAACACCUGGUACAUGGUUUGAGUUUGAAGGGCUUCAAGAAUUAUCCAGGCUUUGAAAAUUCCAGCGUUUUUAUUUUAUUUUUACUAUAUUAUAUCAUUAUUGUUUAUAUUGAACUACUAUGAUGAGUGAUGAAGUGAUGAAUUUCUAUGUAUCUACAAAUCCAGAGUUUCUUCUCAUUAAUCCAUGAGCAGCGACAAACCUUUGAGGAAUAAUUAGCAAAACUUUGUUAUGCUAGAAGACCUGACACGGUAAUAAAGUUAUUUUUAAUAUUAUAUCUCUAUUGUGUCUAUCAUGAGUGUCCAAAAGCACUGCCCUGUUUUCGUUGAGUUCAAUACUUCUCGAGUUUUUUUGCCUUUUGUUUUCAAUAAAUAUGUUUUAUGCAUUUCCUAAAGUCUAGAUUUCAAAGUUUUCAGGUCCUUUCAAUCAAACCCUUUAAAAGAACCCCCAUAAAGACGUCUUGGAUAUAAUUGACACACUGCUAGUCUAGUUUACAAAUUCUUUAGUGGUCUAAUUCAUAGAUGAAAUACACCUUUACAGUAUACAUCUAUUUUUAAUAAAGUUUAACUUAAAAAAAAUAGAAAACUGUGAGUGCCUGAAACCAGUGGCUAUGAAGAAUACAAUUAUUAUAUGCGUAUAACUGUCAGUAUACCCAUAAGUCUCGAGUGAGGCACAUAUAGUGUAUGAAAGCAUUUAUACAACAAAACAACGUUGUUUAUCCAAACUACUUGGGCCAUUUUCCAUUUUCCUAUUGUCGACCUUAAUUGAAAUGGUGUAUAACACAUUUUUUUCGGUCUCGAGGUUUUCCGGAUUAUGGAGUUUUCCUUUGUUGUCUAUCCAUGACUACUAGCUUAGAUCGCGCCGCUGGGGGUCGAGUUACCCAUUCACCAGGCGGCGGUUAAAGGUCUUAAGCGCGGUGAGCUCGCAAGAGGACCGAAACCAAGGCAAAUACAGUCAAUUGAGACUUAGUGAUGCUGACAGUCUCUAACAUCCAAAGUGGAGGUCGCACUACGAGUAUGUUUGUGAACCCCAGAACCAUUUUGAGCUCAGAGCUGCACAGGGCGGGGUCAAACACGUGGAGGUUCGUGAUAGUGGUGGAGCUAGCACACAGGGUGCCCCUACACUUCGUCACUAAAACAUUUCUUGUCAAGUCCAAAGAGAAGACGGGGUACCAGGACGAAAGCGAAAAACAAAUCAAGAAGGACUGGGAAAGAGAGUGCAGACAAUACAAACAAAUAACCAAUCAUAACCUCGAGGCCCCCCUGCAUUCAGAAACACGUGAUCGCCUACCUCUCAAGGCGUUCGGGCGCGUGUUCCUCCGCACGGAUACCGAGUUGGACGCACUCAAGGUUUCGGCAAAAUUUAAUAACGACAUCACUGUGCGAUAUGUUUGCGAGCAGCCAAACAUCCCCGCAUUACUAAAGAUAAUAAACCGACGACCCCCAAAGCACACUGGAGGGCGCCGGCGAGCAAACGGAUUCAGGUCAGCGGAAGAAGAUUUUGUCUGGGCCUGUGGGUUCUGUUACUUUGCGCGCAAGAAGAAAUCCACGGUGAGAUCACACGUGGAGCAGAGGGUGUGCAAGAAAGGUCGGGAAAGGCGGGAAAUAAGGAACAAAGAAGCCAAUAAAGUGCUCUCAGAUUGCUGUUUACACCAAGACCAGUAAACACUCUACGGACCUUAGCUGGUUGCUUGUUAUGUUGUCAGCUGUUCUUUAAAAUAAAAAAGAAAGUCGUCUCCUGUGA